Molecule: messenger RNA, 1642 nt
Organism: Sturnus vulgaris (Common starling)
Lineage: Eukaryota; Metazoa; Chordata; Aves; Passeriformes; Sturnidae
Gene: SPDEF
Product: SAM pointed domain containing ETS transcription factor
Biological process (GO): cell differentiation; regulation of transcription by RNA polymerase II
Cellular component (GO): nucleus
Molecular function (GO): sequence-specific DNA binding; DNA-binding transcription factor activity, RNA polymerase II-specific
Source: RefSeq, a predicted model, not a curated record
CUGCACUACUUCGACAUGCUCUACCCCGAGGACACGGCCUGGGCCACCAAGGGCGCCGGGGAAGCGUCCCACAGCAGCCAGGGAGGGCGGGAGGAGGCGCGGAAGGAGCCGGAGCAAUGUCCCAUCAUCGACAGCCAGGGGCUGGGGCUGGGGCCCGAGGGGGACCUGCAGGACAGCCUGCACCUGGAGGAGCACUCGCUGGAGCAGGUGCAGAGCAUGGUGGUCGGCGAGGUGCUGAAGGACAUCGAGACAGCCUGCAAGCUCCUCAACAUCGCCGCAGACCCCACGGACUGGAGCCCCGGGAAUGUGCAGAAGUGGAUCCUGUGGACGGAGCACCAGUACCGGCUGCCGCAGAUCGGGAAGUCCUUCCAGGAGCUGUCGGGAAAGGACCUGUGUGCCAUGUCCGAGGAGCAGUUCUGCCAGCGCUCGCCCGCCUGCGGCGACAUCCUGCACGCCCACCUCGACAUCUGGAAGUCUGCCGCCUGGAUGAAGGAGAAGGCUGCUCCUGGAGAUGUGAGAUACUGCGGAGGUGACACCAGCUGGGCAGACAGCGAGGUGGACUCGUCCUGCGCCGGCCAGCCCAUCCACCUCUGGCAGUUCCUCAAGGAGCUGCUGCUGAAACCGCACAACUACGGGCGCUUCAUCCGCUGGCUCAACAAGGACAAAGGCAUCUUCAAGAUCGAGGACUCGGCGCAGGUGGCCCGGCUAUGGGGCAUCCGCAAGAACCGCCCGGCCAUGAACUACGACAAGCUGAGCCGCUCCAUCCGGCAGUACUACAAGAAAGGAAUCAUCCGCAAGCCCGACAUCUCCCAGCGCCUCGUCUACCAGUUCGUCCACCCGGUGUGAGCGGCGGCGGGACCGGCUGAGCUCCGGGAGGGACGGGGGAACUUGGCUGCCUCCCUCUGCCCCAGCCACAGAGACCCUCUGCCAGCAGCAAGGACCUCGGCUGCGGGGCGAGGCUUCCCCUGCCAGGACCUGCUGGCAACGGACACAGGGACCCCCUCACCUCCAGCAGGCCCUGCAAGGACUGUGCAGAGCCCUCGCCUCGCGUGGGAAGGGUGGGCACGGUGCCUGAGCUUGUCCUCCCUCCUCUCUUCCCUCCCGGGUUCUGGCUGUAGGUGGUUUCACCUCAGCCAUUGUUCAGGGAGGAAAAAGCCUGGGGCAUGAGCUGAGACAAUGGAACCCACAGGGACAGGGACACCCACUGCUGCUCAUGGUGGGGUCCUGUCCCAAUCCCUGUGGGAGAAGCCUAGCACCAACCGAGGGUGCUGCCUGCCGUGGGAGCUGUGCCACUGGGGACUGUGGGCACCCCCUUGGGCCAGGUGCAUCCCCCCUUUGGUUUUCACUCCAGGACAUGCUCAACUUCUCCCCUUCACAGGGAUUCAGGGCUGCAAAUGGGAGUUCUGCAAAGGGGGCAGCUGUAAAUGUGGGUGUGGGGCUGUGCACACAUCCCCAAGCUGGGUCCCUCAUCCUUGUGCACAGGACCACCAGAGUCCUCCUAAGACCCCAGGUUCUGUGCCCUGGCACAAAGCUCUUCCCUUAAUUCAGAUUUUACUUGGACUGCCUGAUUCCGGAGUUUGGGGGAAUGAAGAUGGCAGCUUUGCCAUUUCCCUCUGCCCAAUAAAUCCAGAGUGUGAUCCGC